Messenger RNA from Oryza brachyantha (malo sina), 1389 nucleotides. Its product is annotated as deoxymugineic acid synthase 1. The record is from RefSeq and is a predicted model, not a curated record. The coding region runs from base 321 to 1277 and encodes 318 amino acids. Lineage: Eukaryota; Viridiplantae; Streptophyta; Magnoliopsida; Poales; Poaceae. Gene Ontology annotation, molecular function: aldose reductase (NADPH) activity. The transcript is spliced from 4 exons. Gene Ontology annotation, cellular component: cytosol.
UCAGGAAGUAAACGGUUCUCUCUUUCCGUCAAAUCGCAAAUUAAACUACCGUUUUAUACAAUCCAAAACGCAGCAGCAAGAGGAAAGCGUCUCCUAAAAAUCCUCCAGCUUUCCUCAUCUUUUUGGAGAAAAAACUCCGGCAAAAGCCCUUCUUCAGUUCGGAUCAGUUCUGUCCCUGACCCGUUUGACUCACCGACGGUGUUCGCGUAUAUAGACGCGUUUCCCAAAUUUGCCGGGCUCGCUAAGCCGAAUUAGAACCCCCCGCGCGUAAUCCGAACCCGUUGCCGCAUCCGGCCGUACGUCCCGGAGCAGGACACUGCAUGGAUCCAGCCAUGAGCGGCGCCGCGGGCGGUCUCGCCGCCAUGCCGCGCGUCGGCAUGGGCACGGCGGUGCAGGGGGCGAGGCCGGAGCCCGUCCGGCGCGCCGUGCUCGGGGCCAUCGGGGCCGGGUACCGCCACUUCGACACCGCGGCGCACUACGAGACGGAGGCGCCCAUCGGCGAGGCCGCCGCCGAGGCCGUGCGGUCCGGCGUGAUCGCCUCCCGCGCCGAGCUCUUCAUCACGUCCAAGCUCUGGUGCAGCGACGCCCACCGCGACCGGGUGCUCCCCGCACUCAGGCAGACUCUACGGAACCUUCAGAUGGAGUACGUGGACCUGUACCUGGUCCACUGGCCCGUCUCCAUGAAGCCGGGGCGGUACAGGGGCCCCUUCACCGCCGACGACUUCGUGCCGUUCGACAUGGCGGCGGUGUGGGAGGCCAUGGAGGAGUGCCACCGCCUGGGCCUCGCCAAGGCCAUCGGGGUCUGCAACUUCUCCUGCAAGAAGCUCGAGACCCUGCUCUCCUUCGCCACCAUCCCUCCCGCCGUCAACCAGGUGGAGGUGAACCCGGUGUGGCAGCAGAGGAAGCUGAGGGAGCUGUGCAGGGAGAAGGGCAUCCAGAUCUGCGCCUACUCGCCGCUGGGCGCCAGCGGCACGCACUGGGGCAGCGACUCCGUCAUGGCCUCCGCCGUGCUGCACGACAUCUCCCGGUCCAAGGGCAAGACCGUAGCCCAGGUGUGCCUGAGGUGGGUAUACGAGCAAGGCGACUGCCUGAUCGUGAAGAGCUUCGACGAGACGCGGAUGCGGGAGAACCUGGACAUCGUCGGCUGGGAGCUGACGGAGGAGGAGCGGCGAAGGAUCGCCGGCAUCCCACAGCGGAAGAUCAACCGGGCCCUCCGCUUCGUCUCCGAGCAGGGGCCAUACAAGUCGCUCGACGAGCUCUGGGACGGCGAGAUAUGAGCAUCACUUUCACAUCGCAUCGCUCCAGGCCAGUUGUUUCCAGCCUCCCGGGCGCCGAUCGACGUGUACUGCUCGAUCGAUCUAUCCCCAAUAAAAAUUGCAGCUUUGACUA